Messenger RNA from Homarus americanus (American lobster), 4362 nucleotides. Its product is annotated as trichohyalin-like. The record is from RefSeq and is a predicted model, not a curated record. Lineage: Eukaryota; Metazoa; Arthropoda; Malacostraca; Decapoda; Nephropidae. The transcript is spliced from 7 exons. Bases 1 to 4362 code for a protein of 1453 amino acids.
AUGAAUUACCUGACGGCUGACCUGCUUGGUAUUCGGGUCUACUUGGACGACCUCGUCAUCAAGAGUGAUACUUGGGAGGAGCACGUACGACGACUUCGGGCGUUGUUUACCAUCCGGUCUCCAGCCAACUUGACGGUUAACCUUCCCAAGAGUGAGUUUGGGUAUGCACAUAACACCUACCUUGGACAUGUGGUGGGCCAAGAUGAUUGCCAGAGGGUCCUUGAGAACCGAAAGAACCUCCUGGCGAGUGCCCCUGUGCUUCAGGUACCGGAUCUUUGGAACCUGUUUCUUCUCCACAUCGAUGCUAGUGUUUAUGGUGAUGGUGCUGUACUCCUACAAGAGGCCUCUGAUAAAGUGUUACACCCUAUUUUCUAUUUCUCACAGAAAUUUGAGUGUUAUCAAAAGGCAAAUGUCAGCAUUAAAAAGGAGACAUUAGGAAUUGUCUUAGCCUUUGAAAAGAUUAAAGUGACAGGAAGAAUAAACCUUAGCCACAUGGUGCAGAAUGAGAACAGAGAGAGGCCAAAACAGUCAUGUUUACAGGCCAGAGCUGGAACAGGGACAGAGACAGACAUGCUGCACAGGAAAGAGCUGGAACCAGAGUGUCCUCAAGAUAGCAGAACAAGAGAACCAGGGCAGCAGAACAAGAGAACCAGGGCAGCAGAACAAGAGAACCAGGGCAGCAGAACAAGAGAACCAGGGCAGCAGAACAAGAGAACCAGGGCAGCAGAACAAGAGAACCAGGAACACCACAGCAGAACAAGAGAACCAGGGCACCAGAACAAGAGAACCAGGACAGCAGAACAAGAGAACCAGGGCAGCAGAACAAGAGAACCAGGGCAGCAGAACAAGAGAACCAGCAGAGAACAAGAGAACCAGGGCAGCAGAACAAGAGAACCAGGGCAGCAGAACAAGAGAACCAGGGCAGCAGAACAAGAGAACCAGGGCACCAGAACAAGAGAACCAGCAGAACAAGAGAACAGGGCAGCAGAACAAGAGAACCAGGGCACAGAACAGAACAGAACAAGAGAACCAGGCAGCAGAACAGAACCAACAGAACAAGAGAACCAGGGCACCAGAACAAGAGAACAGAACAAGAGAACCAGGGCACCAGAACAAGAGAACCAGGCAGCAGAACAAGAGAACAGGGCACCAGAACAAGAGAACCAGGGCACAGAACAAAACAAAGCAGGGGCAGCAGAACAAAACAACCAGAGUAGUGGAAAAAGACCAAGGCAGCAGAACAGACGAGGGCAGCAGCAGAGAGACAGGGCAGCAGAGACAGACGAGGGCAGCAGAACAGACCAAGGCAGCAGAACAGACACAGCAGAACAGACGGGCAGCAGAACAGACCAAGGCAGCAGAACAGACAAAGAGACAGACCAAGCAGCAGCAGAACAGACGAAAGGGAACAGUAGAACAGACCAAGGCAGCAGAACAGAACAGGAGCAGCAGAACAGACCAAGGCAGCAGAACAGACAGAGGAGCAGCAGAACAGACAGCAGAACAGACCAAGAGCAGCAGAACAGACCAAGGCAGCAGAACAGACCAAGGCAGCAGAGACAAGGCAGCAGAGACAGACAGAGGGCAGCAGAACAGACGAGGGCAGCAGAACAGACCAAGGCAGCAGAACAGACCAAGGCAGCAGAACAGACCAAGGCAGCAGAACAGACCAAGGCAGCAGAACAGACCAAGGCAGCAGAACAGACGAGGGCAGCAGAACAGACCAAGGCAGCAGAACAGACGAGGGCAGCAGACAGAGCAGCAGAACAGACGCAGAACAGACCAAAGCAGCAGAACAGACCAGGACAGACAACAGACCAGGACAGCAAAACAGACCAGGGCAGCAGAACAGACCAGGACCAGGAGCAGCAGAACAGACCAGGCAGCAGAACAGACCACAGCAGAACAGACGAGGCAGAACAGACGAGCAAGAACAGCAGCCAGGGCACUCAGAACAGACCAAACAGAGAAGGACCAGCAACAGAACAGACCAUGAACAGACCAGGGGAGGGCAGCAGAACAGACCAGGCAGAACAGACGAGGACCAGGGCAGCAGAACAGACCAGGAGCAGAACAGACAAGCAGAACAGAAAGCAGAACAGCAUGGCAGCAGAACAGACCAAGGCAGCAGAACAGACCAUGACCAGGACAGCAGGACCAGGACACAGAACAGACCAAGCAGAACAGACCAUGGCAGCAGAACAGACCAGCAGAACAGACCAGGAGCAGCAGAACAGACCAAACAGCAGGACACCAGGACAGCAGAACAGACGAGGCAGCAGAACAGGAGCAGCAGAACAGACCAAAGCAGCAGAACAGACAGGACAGACAGAACAGACAGGAGCAGAACAGACAGCAGCAGAGACCAGCAGCAGAACAGACAGCAGCCAGGGGCAGCAGAACAGAUCAGCAGCAGCAGAACAGACCAAAGCAGCAGAACAGGACAGACGAACAGACCAGGACAGCAGAACAGACCAGGAGCAGCAGAACAGACCAGGCAGCAGAACAGACCAAGGCAGCAGAACAGACCAGAGCAGGAAGCAGAACAGACGAGGAAGCAGAACAGAGACAGCAGAACAGACCAAGGCAGCAGAACAGACCAAGGCAGCAGAACAGACGAGGGCAGCAGAACAGACCAACAGAACAGACGAGGGCAGCAGAACAGACCAAGGCAUCAGAACAGACGAGCAGCAGAACAGACCAAAAGCAGGACAGAGACAGACCAGAGACAGACCAGGGCAGCAGAAGAGACCAGGAGCAGCAGAACAGACCAGGCAGCAGAACAGACCAAGGCAGCAGAACAGACCAUGGCAGCAGAACAGACGAGGGCAGCAGAACAGACGAGGGCAGCAGAACAGACAAAAGCAGCAGAACAGACCAGGACAGACAGACAGACCAGGACAGCAGAACAGACCAGGAGCAGCAGAACAGACCAGCAGCAGAACAGACCAAGGCAGCAGAACAGACCAUGGCAGCAGAACAGACGAGGGCAGCAGAACAGACGAGGGCAGCAGAACAGACCAGGAGCAGCAGAACAAAACAACCAGAGUAGUGGAAAAGACCAAGGCAGCAGAACAGACCAUGGCAACAGAACAGACCAAGGCAGCAGAACAGACCAUGGCAGCAGAACAGACGAGGGCAGCAGAACAGACCAGGAGCAGCAGAACAGACCAGGACAGCAGGACAAACCAGGACAGCAGAACAGACCAAGGCAGCAGAACAGACCAUGGCAGCAGAACAGACGAGGCAGCAGAACAGACCAGGAGCAGCAGAACAGACCAGGACAGCAGGACAAACCAGGACAGCAGAACAGACAGAGGGCAGCAGAACAGACCAGAAGCAGCAGAACAAAACAACCAGAGUAGUGGAAAAGACCAAGGCAACAGAACAGACCAAAGCAGCAGAACAGACCAGGACAGCAGAACAGACCAGGCAGCAGAACAGACCAGGAGCAGCAGAACAGACCAGGACAGCAGGACAAACCAGGACAGCAGGACAAACCAGGACAGCAGAACUCACCAGGACAAGCGAAUAGACAAGGGCAGCAGAACAAAUCAGGGUACCAGAAGAGACCAAAGCAACAGAACAGUCUAUGGCAGCAGAACAGACCAGGGCAGACAAUUAGGACAGCGCAGUAUAAAAAGAAAACCAGGACAGCAGAACAGACCAGGGCAACAGAACAGACCAGGCAGAAGAACAGACCAGGGCAGCAGAGCAAGGGAACAAGGGCAGAAGAACAGACCAGGGCAGCAGAGCAAGGGAACAAGGGCAGCUGAACAACAACACGGCAACACAAACACCCCCAGGGCAGCAGAACAGACCAGGCAGCAGAACAGACCAGGGCAACAGAACACCCCAGGGCAGCAGAACAGACCAUGCAGCAGAACAGACCAGGGCAACAGAACACCCCAGGCAGCAGAACACCCCAGGGCAACAGACAGACCAGGCAGCAGAACAGACCAGGGCAACAGAACACCCCAGGGCAGCAGAACAGACCAGGCAGCAGAACAGACCAGGGCAACAGAACACCCCAGGGCAGCAGAACACCCCAGGGCAGCAGAACAGACCAGGCAGCAGAACAGACCAGGGCAACAGAACACCCCAGGGCAGCAGAACAGACCAGACAGCAGAACAGACCAGAGCAGCAGAACACCCAGGGCAGCAGAACAGACCAUGCAGCAGAACAGACCAGGCAGCAGAACAGACCAGAGCAGCAGAACAGACCAUGCAGCAGAACAGACCAGGCAGCAGAACAGACCAGGGGCAACAGAACAAACUAGGGCAGCAGAACAAACUGAGGCAGACAAACAGACCAGGGCAGCAGAACAGACAAGGACAGCAGAACAAACUAGGGCAGCAUAG